CAGUCAUAUCAGCACGACAGCAUCAUGUUCCGUCUGGUUCUCUCCUGUCUGGUGCUGGGCGCCGCCCUCGCCAAGCCGUCGCCUGGCGAGGCCUAUGGCAAAGUCCCGGAGAUCUCUCCGCGACUGAAGUCCGAGGCUCAGCCGCUGCCGGAGCCCGACGCUAAAGAGAGGGCCUCGUACACGCUGGCUGCUGGUAGCUACUACAUCACUUCGCCCAAUUACCCGAACUACUAUCCGAAUGGCGUUUACCGGAGCUACACACUCCAGGGACGUGACGGUCAGACUCUCUCCAUCUCUUGUGAGAGAUUCAACGUAGAGAGCCACAGCUCCUGCUCGUAUGACUUCCUCUCAGUCAACGGCCAGCGGUUCUGCGGCUCUACCGGGCCCAACGUGAGCGGCGCCGUUCUGGAUGUCGUCUUCAGCACGGACGGCUCCGUCAGGAGGAGGGGCUUCUACUGCAUCAUCACGGUGCCAACCGGCGGCGGCAGCGGCAGCACGGCGGCCACCACCGCCGCCACCACCGCGGCCACCGGCAGCCCCUCCGGCGACCAGUGCUGCGGCGUCGCCAACCGCGCCUCCCGCAUCGUCGGCGGUGUGCAGACCGAGGUCAACGAGUACCCAUGGCAGGCGGGUCUGGUCAGCACGGGCGGCAGCCGCACCUGGUGCGGCGGCACCGUCAUCAACAACCGCUACGUGCUGACGGCGGCCCACUGCACCGCCGGCCAGUCGGCCAGCGGCAUCCAGGUCCUGCUGCGUGAGCACCGCAUCGGCACCUCGGACGGCGAGAUGCGCUUCAGCGUGGCGCAGAUCAUCGACCACCCGUCGUACACUUCUGCCUCCGGGUCCGGCUACGACUUCUCGCUGCUGAAGCUGUCGUCCACCAUCGACUUCUCGUCGCUGUCCAACAGGGUGGCCCCGGCGUGCCUGCCGACCGGCGGCGAGUUCGCCAACGUGAACGCCAUCGUCAGCGGCUGGGGAACCACCUCUUCGGGCGGCUCUCAGGCCACCGUGCUGCGGGAGGUCACCGUGCAGACCAUGACCAACGACCAGUGCCGCCGGGCGUACGGCUCCACCAUCAACAGCAGCAUGCUGUGCGCCGGCGUCGAGGCCGGCGGCAAGGACUCCUGCCAGGGCGACAGCGGCGGCCCGCUGGUGACCGACGUCAGCGGACGCUACACGCUCAUCGGCGUGGUGUCGUGGGGCGCCGGCUGCGGCGACGUCGGCUACCCGGGCGUCUACGCGCGCGUGACCGAGGUCACCAGCUGGAUCCAGCAGAACACCGCCGACGCUAGCCUCUGCUAACGGCUUUCGUAAUCACGACUUCUCAUAUUUGUAAAGCAGUAAUGCUUAUAUAUGAAAUGUGGUUAUCAGAUGCACACGAUUGUGGUGCACACUGCACAUGAUUCAAAAUAACCUUGACACUUUCGGCGCACAUAACUUUGGGAUGUUGUACACACAAUGAAUUGACACUAAAGACUCGGAGAGUAUGUUUAGUAUAUCGUUAAUACAGUUUUUGCAAGUCAAAAGUCUUUGCGACCGUUGUGAUGUCUUCAGUCUGAUGUUUCCUUUUGGCACUUUCUUCCUUGGUACUUUCAGCGUCAAUAUCCACUGUUCACUGUUCAGUCGAUGAAUGCAGUUUUAUUUUAUUAUUGUUAUUAUUUUACUGAAUCGAGCUCUCCGCAUGCAAAGUUGCAUAUUGGGUAUCAGCUGGAUUGGCAAUUUCGAGCUUUGCUCUUUUUUUUAACUUCGGCUUCGUACACUACACAAUACACAUUCAAUCUUCUA
Amphibalanus amphitrite is the source of this 1785-nucleotide messenger RNA. Its product is annotated as trypsin-1-like. The transcript has a single exon. The record is from RefSeq and is a predicted model, not a curated record. The coding region runs from base 25 to 1302 and encodes 425 amino acids. Gene Ontology annotation, biological process: proteolysis. Gene Ontology annotation, molecular function: serine-type endopeptidase activity. NCBI's taxonomy places the organism in Eukaryota, Metazoa, Arthropoda, Thecostraca, Balanomorpha, Balanidae.